Messenger RNA from Penicillium bovifimosum, 189 nucleotides. RefSeq lists its product as uncharacterized. The transcript has a single exon. Lineage: Eukaryota; Fungi; Ascomycota; Eurotiomycetes; Eurotiales; Aspergillaceae. The record is from RefSeq and is a predicted model, not a curated record. Bases 1 to 189 code for a protein of 62 amino acids.
AUGACCGCGGAGGAGAGUGCUCCUACCCACAGUGUCCUCAGCGAAGCCGAUCCCUCCUGCAUGUCAGCCUCAGGCGUAGCAGUGGCGACGGGUCGGGCGGGGGACUGGACUCCUGGCUUUGAUGACCAGAAGCGGUCUCUCUGCCGCCCGAUUUGUCCCGCCGCUCUCCUGCAGCCUGUUCAUGGCUGA